AUGUAUAGCCAACAUAGGAUAAAAUGUGGAGCCUUGACGGAAGCUAAAGCGCAGGAGUUGGGGGUCAAGCUGGUGACUGUGGGGGCUUGGAGGAGUAGCGGGGACGCAAGCGCUAUGUGGACCACGACUGUGCAGCGCACUAAGAAAGCCGCGAGAGAGGAAUUAGGGGUCUCAAAAGGUUACUCUGGUGGUCACAAGGGAGACUGGUGGUGGUAUGGAGAUGUGCAAGGAAAAGUGGAAAUCAAGAAAGCAGCGUAUCUAAAGCUAGUGGAAAGUGUAGACGAGGAGGAGAAGAGGGAGAAUAGGGAGCUUUAUAAGUUGGCUAAGAAAGAGGCAAAGCUAGCAGUUACAGCAGCCAAGACUGCAACUUUUAGUCGUUUAUAUGAGGAACUCGAGGGCCAAGCAACUAAUACCUUCGCUUCUGCGGCAAUUUCAUCGCAGAAGCGACCUCGUAGAAGCGAGGAUUUCGUCGCAGAAGCGACCUUGGUAGAGCUGGAGGGAGGUCUCAGAUGCGGACAGUCUUGCGCACCUGCGCAAUCGCAUAUGCGAUACCUUGAAGACGCAGAAGCGGACUGA
Nicotiana attenuata is the source of this 576-nucleotide messenger RNA. RefSeq lists its product as uncharacterized. The coding region runs from base 1 to 576 and encodes 191 amino acids. The record is from RefSeq and is a predicted model, not a curated record. NCBI's taxonomy places the organism in Eukaryota, Viridiplantae, Streptophyta, Magnoliopsida, Solanales, Solanaceae. The transcript has 2 exons.